Molecule: messenger RNA, 988 nt
Organism: Pelagomonas calceolata
Lineage: Eukaryota; Pelagophyceae; Pelagomonadales; Pelagomonadaceae
Source: the annotation of a GenBank genome assembly
ACGCAAUUUACGAGGUCCAGGUGUAAGCUCUCUCUAAGAAUUAUGAACACUCUCGACAAAGGAGCCAUCGGUGACGGUUUCGAGGACGUGGCCAGCCCGAUCGCAGCCAACGAAGCCGUCUCCAAGAGCGACCAAGAAGACGACGGCAUCGUCAUCGCGACGCCGAGCGAGAGCUGGGUCUUGCUCGACUCCAAGAGCGACGACGAAGAGGUGACGCUCGACGAAGCGUCGACGGCGUCGCGGCGCCAGCCCGGCCUCAUCGCGGCCGCCGUCGCCUGCGCGCUGGUCGUCGCCGCGGCCGGCGCGUUCGCGGCCACGCGGCCAUCCGCCGUUGUCAAGCCUCCUCCGCCGCCGCCGCCCGUGAAACGCUUCGUCCUGGCUUCGGCCCUCGACAGCGUCGCCGCGGCGGCCGCCAAGGUCCGCGCCGACGGCAUCGACGCCCAGUUCGAAUUAGCAACAGGGCUUGACGGCAAGCUGGCGUCGGCGGCGGCCGUGCGGCUCGAGGCGCUCGCGAAGCUCUCCGUGACACGCUGUGUUGAAAUCAAAUUUCAAGGCGCCCCUGAUGCAUUCCACAUAGGCGGCGCGCCUAGACAAGCUAGACGAGCAGUACGGCGCCCAGGAGAAGCUCGACCGCGCGGUAGUCGUGGUCUCGGACUACGUGGAGAACGCGUCGCUCUCCGACGCCCGAAAAGCUGCCUCGGGCAUCACGGACGUCGUGCUUGGCGGCGCUUCGUCGCUGGCGGUGAGCGUCUUCGGCGACGCCGCCGUCGAGCGGGUCAAAGAGGAGGUCGUCGACGCGAGCGCGGCGCUGGUCGGACUCUUCCCGGAGUCGCACCGGCCCGAGGCCAAGACCCUGGCGACGUCGGUCGCGCUGGGCCUCGGAGGUCUCGCCGUCGGCGUACCGUUCGUCCCCGGCAUCACGGACAACCUCCUCGUCGGCGGCGUCGGCGCGGCGUUGCCGUUCCUCUCCGGCGAGGAGAACGACUAG